AUGUCAUAUCCAAGCAACCAGAACAGUGAGAGGAAUGCAGUGCAGCGGGUAGCUGCCCUUCCCCUCGUCAGCUCUUUUCUACAGAACGUGAGUUCUGUGUAUGAGGUGCUGAGAGACCGCUACCCUCUGCUGGGCUUCAUGGGAGACAUGUCUGGCCUCGGGCUGCACUUCCUCCGCCUGACUGCCCGUCAGCGGGCCGGACCCCUGAUGCAGAGCCUCGAACCGCAGAUUGAUGCAGUCAACCACUAUGCUUGUAUGGGAUUGGACAAUAUGGAGAAAAACUUUCCAGUCCUGAACCAGUCAGCAGAGGAGGCAUUGGCUCAUCUGAAAGACGGCUUUUACCUGACUGUAGAUGAUGUUCAGACUCGUCUAAUUGAAGAGAUGGAGAAUCUUGUGGAUGCCACUUGGGACCUGCUGAUAACCCUGCAGAACUCCGAAAUGGGCCAGGUUGUGACCUCAAGUCUGGACGAGGUCCUCACACGUACCGAGGAGGCUGUCUCUCACUACCUGCCUCUGCCCCCAACCAUGCGGCAGGAAUUCGAGAUCAGGGCUCAGGAGUAUGAGGACAGCGAUGACAAUGACGAACCUGGGAUGUGGACGCGUGUGCGCUGCCUUCUGCUAAACCUGAGUCUCCAACUGUACCACCGAGCCCUGAAAUUGAGGGAGCAGCUGUACCGCGUCCUCUUGCCACUAGGGGUCGUUGCUGACACAGUGGGGCUGACUCAAAUGAUGGAGGUGGUGGUCAUGAUGCUACCGAACCUGAUGGCUUUCUACAUGUCUCAGGUGAAGCAGAUGAGGAGUCUAGGGGACCUGGCAAUGAAUCAGCUGUCUGCCCUGGUCCAGACCCUCCUGAAGCUGCCACCUGUGCAACAGAUCCAAGCUCUACCUACUCAGGUGGUGGAGGUGGUCAGCAACCUGCAAGAGCUGACCAGGGUCCUCAUCCAGUUACUGAUCAACACCACUCCCCUCUACAACAUGCUGGAGGAGCCAUCAGAGACGGAGCUCCUGGACUACCUCAAUCAGGAGGAGCCAUCUGGGGAAUCUGCACGCUGUGGCUCCUCCAACAACCUCUUCCUGAAGGCCAUGGAUGGCCGUCCGCGGCGCCGCCGGAGUUUCUACGCGCGCUCUCGCAAGUGCUCCAUUCCUGCGUCUGACCCCUCUGCCCAGACCAAUGCAGUGUCCACACCCACCUCCACACCCCUCCCGGUCAAUGGCCGCAGGGGUAGCCUGAGGCACGGCAGCCAUCCCGAGCUAGAAACCCUGGCUUUGCCCCCGCCCAAUAUGAUCCGCCGCAAGUCCUCCGCGGCAGAGGUCCUCCUAGCGCCUAUCAUUCAGUUGGUCUCCCAGAGCAAACGGGCCUUUGAGUAUCUGAGCUCCACUCCAGACCAGGAUGAGUCCCUGACUCAAGUGGAGGAGUCCAUGACUCAGGUGGAGGAGUUCAUGAUUCAGGUGGAGGAGUCCAUGACCGAGCUAGAAACCCUGGCAUUGCCCCCAUCCAAUAUGAUCCGCCGCAAGUCUUCCGCGGCCUUUAAGUAUCUGAGCUCCACUCCAGACCAAGAUGAGUCCAUGACUCAGGUGGAGGAGUCUAAGACUCAGGUGGAGGAGUCCAUGGCCGAGCUAGAAACCCUGGCAUUGCCCCCGCCCAAUAUGAUCCGCCGCAAGUCCUCCGCGGCCUUUAAGUAUCUGAGCUCCACUCCAGACCAAGAUGAGUCCAUGACUCAGGUGGAGGAGUCCAUGACUCAGGUGGAGGAAUCCAUGACUUAG
Messenger RNA from Clupea harengus (Atlantic herring), 1764 nucleotides. It is a transcript of the gene plin6, whose product is annotated as perilipin 6. Gene Ontology annotation, biological process: lipid storage; positive regulation of triglyceride storage. NCBI's taxonomy places the organism in Eukaryota, Metazoa, Chordata, Actinopteri, Clupeiformes, Clupeidae. Gene Ontology annotation, cellular component: cytosol; lipid droplet. The record is from RefSeq and is a predicted model, not a curated record.